AUGGUUGAAUCAAUUAAUACUACUUCUUCACCAAGCUGUAUUAAGUUGAUUGGGAAAAAUAACCGUAUUUUCGAUUUUUCGCGUUUUCCAAGACGACGAAUUGCUCUCAUGUUUCUUUAUUUUGGUUGGGAAUACAACGGAUUGGUUGAGCAACGAGAAAUCACUGGGACUGUUGAGGAAAAAAUGAAAGAAGCGUUAAUAAAAACAAAACUUAUUGAAAGUUGGGAAAGUUGUGGUUGGAGUCGAUGUGGUAGAACUGAUAAAGGUGUAUCUGCUUUCAAACAGGUUGCCUCUCUUAUUGUGAGAUCUACUGACGUAGACGGAGAAGGUGUUUCUUGGUCUGUCACUGCCAGUGAGUCCAGUAGAAUUAAAACAACGGAAGAACUUAAUUUUGUGAAAAUGUUAAAUGGCACAUUACCAGCAAAUAUUCGAGUGAUAGCUUGGGCUCCAGUGGCGAAUGACUUUAAUGCUAGGCAUCAGUGUAUUCAACGUACUUACACUUAUGCAUUUCCAAAAGCAAACUUCGAUUAUGAGAGUAUGCAGAAAGCAUGUACGUUUCUCAUUGGUGAACAUGACUUCCGUAAUUUUUGUCGAAUUGAUAUGAGUAAAGAAAGAAUAAGGAUGAGUUACGUUCGCACAAUCGAUUACGCUAAUGUUUCAGUUAUAUCAAAUGGGCUACUUUCGACUUCUAAACAAAAUAUUGAUCCGAUUGAUGGCGAAUUGUUGCAACUUACAAUAAAAGCAAGUGGAUUUUUGUGGCAUCAAAUUCGGUGUAUAAUGGCUCUACUUUAUGAAAUAGGUUGCGGUAAUGAACAACCAGAAAUUAUUGCUGAACUUUUGGAUAUCAACUUAACCCCUUCAAAACCAGUCUAUGGAUUAGCUCCACCUUUUCCACUUUGUUUAUUUGACAGCGUAUAUGGUGGGGUUGAACCGUUGUGGAAAUAUGAUGUCGAUUCGUUGAAAUCUAUCAAGAAACAUAUUCUAAAAACUUGGGCUUAUUACCAAUCGCUAUCAUUGAUCCUGCAUAAUAUGGCUAAUGGCAUUGAUGUGUUUGCGCCAGAAUUGCAAAACGAUUUUAGUGGUCUGAAUGAAUAUUUGAAGCCAGUUGGAACAUCUACCAAAACUUACAUACCUAUCAGAAAACGACCAAGAUGUGACACAUUAGAGUUGAAACAGACAAGAUUAUUACAGAAAUACUUAAAAUAA
Molecule: messenger RNA, 1206 nt
Organism: Thelazia callipaeda (thelaziosis nematode)
Lineage: Eukaryota; Metazoa; Nematoda; Chromadorea; Rhabditida; Thelaziidae
Source: the annotation of a GenBank genome assembly